Molecule: messenger RNA, 8776 nt
Organism: Schistocerca americana (American grasshopper)
Lineage: Eukaryota; Metazoa; Arthropoda; Insecta; Orthoptera; Acrididae
Product: microtubule-associated protein futsch-like
Exons: 43
Coding region: 288-8303 (2671 amino acids)
Biological process (GO): protein desumoylation
Cellular component (GO): nucleus
Molecular function (GO): deSUMOylase activity
Source: RefSeq, a predicted model, not a curated record
CGCAGGUAGCGCGCGUCUGUGCACUGUAGUUGCAUAGAUACUGUACCUUUUUUGUACUUCUGCAAAUUGGUUUUUUAAGUGUGAAUAAUUGUAGAGGUAGCAGAAAAGGAAGCGAAAAGAACACAGCAGGGACAUGAAUCUGGCUGUGGCAUUCUUGGAAUGGUCACUUCACACUAAGGACUUUGGAGAUGAACUGCUGUUCCUGCUGAGACCAUUAUAUGAUUAAUGGAACUAGCAUAUGAAAGAGCAACUCCCCGCAUUUCUCCUACGCCUGGGAUGAUAUCGGCAUGUCAAAUUUCAGUGCAAAUGGACUGAAUGCUUGGAGGUUGACAAGGCGCGAGUCUCGUCUGUUUCCUCCAGAUUCACUGAAAUUUCAUUCGUUUGUUGUGGAAACUGGCUCGAAGCUGCGAUGUGGGAGGAAGGAUAGUCCACAGGCGAGGAAGGGUAGGCGGUCUGCUGGCGAAGAGUUGGCUGCCAGGCAGCUGACUUAUUGCUGCUGCCACGUCGAGAACAGUGACAUCACCUCUGCGGUGAAGUUCCGCUCGGGCAGCCCCACCUGUGUCCCGGACUGUGGCUGCUGCUUGGAAGAGACUUGUGACGAAACCGUAGGCUUGGCAGCUUUCGUGCCCGAAAAAGACCAUCAGGUGCGUCAGAUCCGUUGUGCCAUGAAAAGACGGGCUAGUAGUGAUCCGCGCCCUAGGAAGGUUGCGAAGGUGUCCGUUCGGCAAUUGGCUGUUACCAACAAACGGAAUUCUGUAAAUACAAAAGGAAUAACACAAUUACAGCCAUCAGUUAUUAAAGACAGUGAUGUGGCAAUUUCCAGUAACUCUCUUUCUUCGCAACCUCGUAACCAGAAGACAGGAAAGGGAAAACUUUCUGCUGAACGGUUGCCUCUGUUCUGGAAGCCUUCUGUGCAACUCCAGCGACUUCCUGCCGAAAUUGUCAAGUGCUACUUGUCCAGACCGACUGUCGUGUUGUCGAGGUUACCCGAUAGCCUAUUUCAGUGCCAAGCGGUUUCUUCUAAAGAGAAGGUUCCUAUCACUGCAGCAAGUGCACCUGAAAAACGUUUGAACGCUGACUCAAAACUAAAAGACCAGAAAAGAAAGAAGCUGAAGAGGAAUGACCUUAGCAUCCUGGACCGAGUGAAGACUCGUAACACGGAAGCAGUUAAUGCCGACGGCAAUACAAAGUCUGCAAAGGAGGAGACUCCUGUGAUUUCAGCAAAUAAAUCUAGACUGUGUUCCAAGUCUGAAACAAAACCAGAAGAAUUGGAGAAGCAGAAAAAGAGUAAUAGUAGUAACCUGAGGACAACGGACAAUGACAAAGACUCUAGCACGAAGUCGGUCAGUGCUGGCGAUGAUACGAACUCACCUCAGAAGGGGGCUCUUGUGAUUUCAGGAAGUGAAUCUCGAACACGAUCUAAGUCUGAACCAAGACCAGAAGACUUGGAAAAGCAAAAAAAGAGCAGCAGUGGCCUGAGGACAGUGGACAAGGUCAAGAGUUCUAGUACAAACACGAUCCACGCUGAUGUUAAUACGAAAUCGGCACGAAAGGUGGAGGUUCCUGCGAUUUCAGGACGUGAAUCUCGAACACGUUCCAAGUCUGAUCUGAGACCAGAUGAGUUGGAAAAAAGAAAAAGGAGCAGCAGUGGCCUGAGGACAGAGGACAAAGUCAGGAGCCGUAGUGCAAACUCUGUCCAUGCUGAUGUUAAUAUGAAUUCAGUGCAGAAGGUAACUCGUCAGGCUGUAGCCAGUCAGAAUGCUCUGUCACCAGUAAGGAACCUGCGUUCCAAUUCUCCUAAAAAACCUGAAAGGAAAAUGUAUAGAAAUGCAGGAGAAGUAGUUAUUGCAGAGGUAAAAGAUGUCCACUCUAAAUCUACCAGUGCUGGCACCCACAAAGCAGAGGAUCAGACUAAAUGGAGAAGGAGUAAAAGUGCAGAAGCGAUAUUUAAUGGAGCACAAAAUGAAGUUAAAUCAGAUUUGGCCAGUGUUGCUGCCGAUAAGUUGGAGGAACAGGUAUCGUGUCAUCCAGUAACACGACACAGCACAUCUUCAGCCUCAGCACUAUCAAACAGUUUGCAGCCGAAAUUUCCCUCAAAGAGUGGUGGUCUGUCGGUAGAAGAAAGAAAUUAUUUUCCACAAUUGAAAGUUACUAGACUAUUAGAACUCACUAACAACAAUAGGUCUGCAGCCACUAUUGAUGAGUUGGUGCAAGAGAUGUGUUCUCCAACUUCAGCAAACGUGCCCCCAAAAAAUUCAGAGAUUACACCAGAAGAGAAACCUUUGAAAAGAAAUGUUAGAAGGCCAAGACGUGAUGAAACUGGCAGUGGACUUCCAGUGGAGAGUCCUGAGGACUGUAAAGAAAAUGGUGUUACUAGUGGAGAUAAAAAUCCUGCCUUGGAGAUACAUUCUCCAGCUUCAGCAGGCACACCUCAAAAAGAUUCAGAGACUACACUAGAAGAGAAAUCUUUGAAAAGGAAAAGAGGAAGGCAAAGACAAGAUGAAACUGGCAGUGGACCUUCAGUGGAAAAGUCUGAAGACCAUAGACAUGAUGAAGUUACUAGUAGAGAUAAAAAUGAUGCUGCCCUUGAGAUACAUUCUCCAGCUUUAGUAGACACACCUCACAAAGAUUCAGAGACUACACUAGAAGAGAAAUCUUUGAAAAGGAGAAGAGGAAGGCCAAGACGAGAUGAAACUGGCAGUGGACCUUCAGUGGAAAAGUCUGAGGACCAUAAACACGAUGGAGUUACUAGUGGAGAUAAAAAUGCUGCCCUUGAACAGGCUCCUGUCACUGCAAUAAAUGUACCUGAAAAACGUUGCAAGACUCACUCAAAACCAGAAGAUCUGGAAAGAAAGAAGAAGACAAGGAAUGACCUGAGCACCAUGGACCGAGUCAAGCUUUGUAACAUGGAAGCAGUUAAUGCUGACAACAGUAAUAAGUCAUCAGAGGAGGAACCUACUACAACUUUAGCACGUGAAUCUGGACGACGUUCGAAGUCUGAAUCCAGACCAGAAGAAUUGGAAAACCAAAAAAAGAGUAGUAGUGGCUUUCGGACAGUGGAAAAAAUCAAGAGUACUAGUACAGACUCAGUCAAUGCUCAUGUCAGUAGGAAGUCAGCACAAAAGGAAGCUCCUAUGACUUCAGCAAGGGAAUCUAGAAGACGUUCCAAGUCUGGAUUGAGACCAGAUGACCUAGAAAGGAGAAAAAGGAGCAGCAGCGACCUGGGGACAGAGGACCAUGUCAAAAGUCCCAUUACAAAUUUGGUCCAUGCUGAUGGUGAUAGGACCUCAGCACAGAAGCGGGCUCCUACCACUUCGGUAAGCAUACAAGGAAAGCGUUUCAAGGCUGACCAAGUACCAGAAGACCUGGAAAGAAAGAAAAAGAGGAGGAACAACCAGAGCACCAUGGACCAAGCCAAGAGUCAUGAUACAGAAGAAGUUAAUGCUGACAGCAGUAAAAAGUCUACACAGGAGGAGGCUCUUGUGACUGCAGCAAAUAAAUCUAGACAUCGUUCCAAGUCUGAAACGAGGCCAGAAGAACUGGAAAAGAGAACAAGGAGCAGCAGUGGCCUAAAGACAGUGGACAAGAACAAGAGUUCUCCUGCAGAGUCUGUCAAAGCUGAUGAUAAUAGAAACUCAGCACAUAAGGAGGCUCCUGUGACUGCAGCAAAUAAAUCUAGACAUCGUUCAAAGUCUGAAACAAGACCAGAAGAACUGGAAAAGAGAACAAGGAGCAGCAGUGGCCUAAAGACAAUGGACAAGGAAAAGAGUUCUCCUGCAGUUGAUAAUAGAAACUCAGCACAUAAGGAACCUCCUGUGACUUCGCCAAGGGAAUCUCGAAGACGUUCCAUGUCUGUACCGAGACCGGAAGGCCUGGGGAAGCGAAAGAGGAGCAGCAGUCGCCUUAGGACGGAGGGCAAAGUUAAGAGCCCUAGUACAAAAUCAGUCAUUGCUGAUGAUAGUAGGAAGUCAGCACAGAAGGAGACUCCUGUGACUUCAGUGAGGGAAUCUCGAAGACGUUCCAAGUCUGAACCGAGAGCAAAAGUCGUGGAAAAGAGAAAAAGGAGCAGCAGUGGCCUAAGGACAGAGGGCAAAACCAGUAGUGCUAGUGGAAACUCGUUUAAUGCCAAUGUUAAUAGGACGCCAACACAGAAGGAGACUCCUGUGGCUUCAGCGAGUGAACCUCGAAGGCGUUCCAAGUCUGAACCACGUCUGGAGAAUAGAAAAGGGUGCAGCAAUGACCAGAUGACAGAGGAAAAAGUCAGGAGCCCUAGUAGAAACUCAGUUAAUGCUGAUAUUAAUAGAAAAUCAGCACAGAAGGAAACUUCUGUGACUUCCGGAAGUAAAUCUAGACGACGUUCCAAGUCUGAAUCGAGACCAGAAACUUUGGAAGGGAGAAAUAGACAGAGCAGUGUCUUGAUGACACUGCAAAAAGCCAAGAGCCCUAGUAGAGAUGUGGUCAAUGGUGAUGUCGUGAGGAAGUCUCCGCAGAAGGAGACCUCUGCAACUUCAGGAAGUGAAUCUAGACCACAUUCCAAGUCUGAAGUGAUAUCAGAAGCUUUGGAAAGGAGAAAUACACAAAUCAGUGACUUGGCGACACCAGACAAAGUCAACAGCACUAGCAGAGACUUGGUCAAUGGCGACAUCAAUUGGAAGUCAGUGCAGAAGGAGACCUCUGCAACUUCAGGACAUGACUCUAAACAAUAUUCAAAUUCUGAAAUGAGACCAGAAGCUUUGGAAAGGAGAAGUACAUACAUCAGUGACCUGGCGAUACCAUACAAAGUCAAGAGCACUAGCAGAGACAUGGUCAAUGGUGACAUCAAUAGGAAGUCAGUGCAGAAGCAAUCUUCUGGCACUUCGACAAACAGCUCUCAAAUACAUUCAGAGUUGGUAUCGAGAGAGGAAAGACAGAAGAAAAGGGUGGAAAGGAGCAAUGAAUGUCAGACACAAAUCACAAUGAUGAAUGGAGGUGAAGAAAAUUUUAGUAUUCCAGUUGUUGGUGCCAAUGAAAAUUCCACACAGAAGAUUCUUCCAAAAGCUGCAGCACAAGCUGACAUGAGUGUACUCUCUAACAACAAACAUCAUUAUCCAGAUCAAGGCUCCAAGUUGCUUAACAAAAUUCCGACCAAAUUGGAAAGAUUAAAGGCAAAAAUAUGCCAGAAUACCAGUGUGAAUAAGCUUCAAGAUGUUACCUCAAAUUUUCUAUAUGGUGGUGAUAGUAAUGUGAGGACAAGGCAAAAGAUGCUGGAAUCUUUAGCGCCAUCUCCAAGUUGCAGAUCAGUGAGGUCCAUGUUAUCAGAAUCUCGUACGUCACUUAAUUCCUUGUCAUCUGAAGGAACAGAAUUUGAGAGCCCCGCUUAUGAACCUCUUGGUUCAUCACCUAUCUUCAUGCAGAAUUUGAGGGAUGAACAUGAGGAGAUUCAGAAAACGAAGGUAAUUUCUCCAAGCUGUCGUUCGGACUGCUGCAGUUUAAGACAGCCACAGGAACUGACUUCUCCACCACUGAAGAUACAAAUGCAGAACAAGACUGCAGUUCGUCGUCUAUCAGACGUGUUUGAUGCUGUGCCAUCCACUUCCAAGGGAGCAGCUGCUCAUCGAAAAAUGGCAGAAGAGCAGAGGCUGAAAUGUUUGGUUGCAGCAGAGGAUGAUGGAAAUGUGGUUCCGUGCCAUGAGGUGGAUGCUUCCUUUUAUGAAGAGUGGACGAAACGUGUAAGAGAAGCGGACCGGAAGGCAGAGGCUGGUUUUGCACCUAAAUAUUCCAAGAAAUACAAAGGCCGCAAAGAAACAUUUGAUGAGAUGCCAACUCCCAGUGACGAUGGGAAAGAAUUAAUUUUGUCACAGAAGCUCAGUUCUACUUCUCCCAUGAAUUGCAAACAGCAAAAUGUUGUACCGAACAAACUAGCUCUGUUAGGUUGGAAAGAUUUGCACUCUCCAUCAAAUUGUGUCCCCAGCAACAAGUCCCCAGCAACAAGACCUCUCAACACAAGUGAUGGUGGAACCAAUGAUUCUGAGGAGGACUGCAUAAUUACUGAUGUUCGGCUUUGUAGUAGUCCUUCUAGUGUUCUCCACAAAACCCCACCAUUGGGUAUAAGGAAGAACUCCAGUACUAGUACAACAGUAACAGGACAAAGAAAUCUGGGUAAAUCGCUUACAGAUAUAAGACCAGAGCAGCAAAUAGGCGAAUCUAAUGAGUUAACAGUAGUUGGAGUCAACCGUACCUCAAGUGCGAGGAAAUGGCAGCACUGUAAUAAGUCACAAUUUCAGAGCAGUGCCUUUAGUGCAUGCCAUUGUCGUUCCAAGCGCGUCCAACGAAGAUGUCGUUCCGCUAGCCCAAGGCUGUGCAGUGUCAAUGAUUAUUACAGAACUGAGGAUGACGAUGAUGAAGACGAUGAUGACUUCGACGACGACAAGUAUGAUUUUGAUCCCGUCACACGUCUACAGCAGAUAAACAAGCAGAUAGAGCUUUUGGAGAACAGCACACCACAAGUGAAUCCGUUAUGGAGGCGUAAAACAAGGAAUCGUGCAUCACUUUUAGAAGGAAAUGGUGUGAAUAAGAUAAAGUCAGAUGGCUACCAAGAGGACAGUGAGGAUGACGACAAAUCGGUCAUCAUUCUAGACGAGCGAAAUCCGUGCUUCAGUCCGAGGUCUCCGAGCUAUACACCCCCGGAUCUCAGAGCUAAGAGAUCGAGUCCUGAACAGUGUGGGUCUUUGACAGUUGAGAAUGUUGCUAAGCAUAACAAUUUCUUGAAGAAUAGUAUUUCUGGCCCAUCCUCAUCAUCGUCUUUGUCAUUGUGUGGCUUGAGUGAUUCAGACGACGGUGCGUCAGUCUGUUGCGUCUCGAGGGGUAUGGUGACGCCAAGGAAAGGACUGGACCGGGAGCCUUCCUUUACGGAGGCUUCUACACCCAGGACAAAUGGUGUUUCACCAUGCCUCUCUCCUACAACAAAGAGCAGAUCGAGGUGUUCGUCGCGGAAUGAGGAUAAUAGCAGGACAGAUUUGCCAACGUGCUCAGCUACAAAAACCCACACUGUCAUUGGACAGAGGAACGGUGCAGAAAUGAUACAUCUGUUUGCUUCCCCGGCGAGUUGUGUUACAGAUGAAGUUUCACCUGUUUUGAACAAGAGGAGGAAUCCACCAUUUAAAGGUAGUGUAAACAGUGCAAAACACAACGGACUGCUAGAUUCAGUCAGUAAAGACCCAGAAGUACCAUUGCGAGGACACAGUUCUCAGCUAGUCACUCCAUCUCUAUCAGCUGCUAGAAUGGCUACUGUUUUCUGUCACCGUACAGAUGGUGUGCAGGAAAUAGAAGACUGUUUGUCUCAAGAGAAUGACAUAAAUAGUAUGAAUGAAAAAGAGUCAGUCAGGAGAAAUCUGAAGACGCCAACAGAAUUGCAUGUUAGGAGGCUGUCGUCACUGUCUCCUAUGGAGACCUGCUACGGCCCUCCUUCUUCACCGGGCGAGCAGAGCAGUGAAUGUUCUAUGGAGAGGCGGCAUUCUGUAAGCAGUAUGGAGAAGUCCAUGUUAUUACAUUUAUUCGACGAAAUACGGACAAUGCCACAAUUGGAGAAGGGUAUCGAGAGAGAUGAGGAAGAAGAUUCGGUGUCUGCUGGAAACGUCUCAAUCUGCGUCGAUGGCUCUCAGUCAUCUGGCGAGUCGGAUGAUUUGGAUGCCGAAUGCAGGGACACUGAUGCAGAGGUGGUGGCUGAAGGAUUUGGCUUGCAGAUAACUCGUGGUGAUUUAGCUACUUUAUCUGGGACGAACUGGCUGAAUGAUAAAAUUGUGAAUUUCUACUUGAAACUUUUAACAGAAAGAGGGAGACAGAAUAGGGAACCAGAAGUGUAUGCAUAUGACACAUUUUUCUUCCCAAAACUGAUUAAAUGUGGCUAUGAAAGUGUCAAGAAAUGGACUAGAGUGGUAGAUGUAUUCAAACAUGACAUUUUGAUAAUUCCGGUUCACCUGGGAACGCACUGGUGUAUGGCAGCUGUGGAUUUCCGAAAGCAGACACUUGUGUAUUACGACAGUAUGGGAGGAGAGAAUGAGUCAUGUCUGAAGACCAUAUGGAGUUACUUGAAUGAAGAAUGUGCGCAGAGAUCAGUUGAGCCACUAAGUGAAGAAAUAUGGCAAAUCCGGUGUGCGAAGGAUAUCCCGAAACAAAGCAACAACAGUGACUGUGGUGUCUUCAUGUGCAAGUAUGCAGAAUGCAUUACACGUGAUGCUAAGUUGGAGUUCUCCCAGAACGACAUGCCAGAGAUACGAAUGGAAAUGAUGGAAGAAAUCCAAACAAUGACCCUGCUUCACCCCUGAAUGUGUAAUUGCUGACAGCUUUUGCACACAGAAAUCGAGGAAAAUUUACCAUUUGAGGCAUCAUUGUCUCACACACUUCAGUUAACAUGGAAGAACUAUAAAAAAGUGCAUGCUUAGAAAUAAGAUAAUGAUCUUUUUAUUGGUAUUUUCUUUCUUUCUUAUUAAAAAUUUACUUGUGUUUUAUGUCAGUGCGAGGAAAGACAUUUUUUAGUCCUGUAGAGGAAUACCAUUGCGUUAAAUGCUAGCAGCUUUUUUAAAGAUUGCACUGAAAGUUCCGAUGUAAAUGAAGAAAAAUGGAACUGCAAAAACUGAUGUAUCUAUAUGUACAUAAGCAUGGAAUUUAUUUUCAUAUGUUCCUAUAGGUCUACAACUUUGUAAAUUCAAUCAGAGGAGUAAGAUAUCAGUGUCAUUAUUGUUAAUGUUAUUAGUAUAUGUGUACAAGACUGUGAUGUAAUAAAUUAUAUACUAUAUUA